This is a messenger RNA of Argiope bruennichi, 3023 nucleotides long. RefSeq lists its product as uncharacterized. The record is from RefSeq and is a predicted model, not a curated record. The transcript has 10 exons. Lineage: Eukaryota; Metazoa; Arthropoda; Arachnida; Araneae; Araneidae. Bases 127 to 2733 code for a protein of 868 amino acids.
UUGAAUAUUUGAAUAACGUGAUUUUUCAAUUUAUUAGAACAGCGCUUCUAACUUUAAUUUGUCCUCACUUUACAGUUGCCCUAUUCCACUAAAACUGAAUUAACAGAAAACUACAUUUUUUUACAAAUGUCUCGUAAUGAAAUCUGUCACUCUCUUAAUAAAGUUUUCAAGUUAAUGAUUGGAAAUAAAUUGCGUGAAGAUAUGGAUGACACUUUAUUAGAAAAGUUAUUAAGUGUCAUCAAAUUAAAAAUAUCUCAAGAUUUUUCCGGUGAUAACAGAUUUACAGAAAAACUAAAUAUCGCUCAAGAUCUGCUGUCGAAUACACAAGUUCUUAAUUUGGCUGAAAAAGUAAUUAUAUCUCUAAAUAACAGUACCACUGAUAUGUCGCCUACAAUCCAGAAAUUUACUAUUCAGCUUGUUGGUGUACUCUUUGGGAAUAAAGAUGUUUUUAUUUUGUAUAAAGAUUCCAUUAUCUUAAAAGAAUUAUCAAAUGCAGUAAGAAAUAAUGUAACUACAACUUAUCUGCCUACAGUUCAGUGUGCAAUUUUGCUUUGUUUUACAAAUAUGACCAAACAUUUUGAAGGAAUAAUAUGGCUUAAAGAUGAAAAUUUAAUGCAAUUUGUAUUUUCAAGCUUUUCAUCAUCAAGUUAUCAUGUAAGAGCAAAGGCUGUUUCUUUUUUCACUGAGGUUUUAACCAUGUGGACAUCUUCAAAUAUGUCAUUACUUCCAGUACAAGAACAAUUUUUGUUAAAUAACUUAUUCAAAAAUAUUGUUCUUGAUCUUAUAUCUGGAAUUCGGCUUCAUAGUAUCGAUCAAGAAAACAAUACUAUUGACUGCUGCCUAUUAGUUUUGAAAGACUCUUUUGAAAUAUCUAAUAUUCAGAAUCUAGUUAACAGCAGUUCUGUUCUAAAACAACAAUUUUCUCAUUAUUUUGAGUGUUUAACAAAUUGUGGUAUAGUAAACGAAAAAGUCUUGAAUCUUCUUCUUUGUGUUUUUACCAGUGGUGGUGUUUCUGAACUUUUUAUUCAAGAUGUAGUAAAAUUACUUAUUUCGCAUUCACUGUUUGCUUCUGCUGUAGAUCUUGUGGGAUCAAUUUUAAGGUAUUCAAAGGAAAAUAUGCCUAUUUUGAAGCAACAUAUCCAAUUCCUCACUCUGCCAUUAAAAAUUUUGGUAGGAAAUAGUUUUCAGAAAAAUAUGGCUGAUAUUUUUGGCUUAUCCUGUCAAGAAAUCCAUGAAUCUGUGUCCAAAAUAAUAGAAGUUAAGUCAGAUUGCAUAAAGAUUAUUAUUUCAUGUCUCCUGUCAUUAUCUAAAUUGACAAAAUUGAUGAAUCCAGACGCACUUGAAGACACUUUAUUGUCCAUUAGUAUAGUUAUAACAGGACCUACUUGCUGUCAAAAUCACCCUAUGUCUUAUGUAUGCUUAGAAAACAGAAGAAUUUGCUUUGCAUUGCUAGAAUUACUUUCAUCCAUAUUAAGGGAGAAAGUUUAUGCUUCUAUGAAAUUCAAGAAUCAGCUCAAUGUGAUAAAUUAUCUUAUGUGUUUCAUUGAAAAUCGUUUUGACUACAAUGUUACAGCUGAAGUGCUGAGGUUGUUAGGAUCUGUAACCAUUCUUAAUAAUAAAUAUUCUAUUUUACUUCCGGAUGAAGAAAAAGAGAAAGUGGUGCAUCUGUUAUGUAAGAAAUUAAUGGAUAAAACUGAAACCAUUGUAUUGUCAGCAUUGUCUGUGGUGGAUUCCAUCAUUCGCACAGACGAGAAUCAGUUUUGGAAAGACGUUGUUUUGAAACAAAAUCUUCACCAGAUUGUGUGGGAAAUGGGAGUGGAUGGCAUUCAGGAUGGGGUGCUGAAAGCAGCUUCACUCCAAACAACUCUCCAAGUUUGCAGAGUGCUUUAUUUUUGGGAAGACAUCCAGUCCUCUAAAAAAGUGAAAGAAGAAGAUGUGAUGAAGAUAUUUUUUCGGUAUUAUCGUGACCCUGACUUUUAUGUUCAGCGAGAAUCACUGACUUGCAUAAUUGAAUGGUUGAAAGACAAAGAAGCUGAACUUCCUUUAGCUUGUAGAGAUCAACUACUGAUUAUAUUAUCAGAGGCUAUGAAAAGUUUGGAUAUGGAUCAGAAAGAUAUUGCCUUGAAAGCAUGGACUUGGCUGUUAGAAUCUGAUAAAUUCUUCCCUGGAGCCAUGAAAAAUUUAGAUAAUCUGCUGAAAGCUGUUUGUAAAUCAGGAUUUGCAUUUUCUUUGAUAUUAGCCAUUGAAGACUAUGAUGAAGCAAUUCAGUACAAAGCAACAGAAAUUUUGAUCAAAUUUCGAGAAACUCUCCAAAAAAUGGGUUGUACUGAAGACUAUACUGUGGCAGAUGAAUCAAAAUGGAAUUCUUCAGAAACGAAACUUGUGGAUGAAUUUAGUUUUGAACACAUUAGCAAGGAGGAUAGAGAUGCAGGAAUAGAAAAUGUGGUGAAGUUGACAACUGCAGAACAAAUAGCUAAAUUAGCAAUUAUACCUAAUAUUACCAAUGACAGUAAUUCUGAAAACUGUGUUCCAGUACAAAUGGACACUCUUUCCUUUCCAAUAAAUUCUUUCUUGAAAUAUGUAUGGUCUAAUAGCUUGAAUUGUAUUAUAUCAAAAUCUAAUGUUUCAACAGAUUUGUUUUCUGAAUAUACUUUAUCAUUAUUGGAUGAUAUUAUUGCUUCGAAUAUAAAAGACAUUUGUCGACCAGUGGAUGAUAUUCCUGACUGCUAUUAAAUUUAAAAUAUUGCAAAAUCGUAUUUGCUUCAUUGCCUUGUCUUGUAAAAUGUCUGAAAUUGAAAUGUUUAUAAAUUUGGAGAUCAUUUUUUUUCCUGUAAAACUUUACUAAAUGCACCUCUUAAUUUUGUAUUGCAAUUGAACAGUUUUAAUUAAAUAAUGUAUCUGUGGACGAAUAUAUAUUGCUAAGUGUGUGUGUGUGUGUGUGUGUGUUAUUGCAGUUUAAGUGUAAUAACGUCUGCAAAAAUUUUAAUGAAGUCAGAUUUCUUGUUAUAAUUCUUCGUAGGCAA